GAGGGACUGGAGUGUCUGCUUUUGUUCUUCAGAAAAGGGGGCUUGCUCUUGGCGUAUCACCCUGCCAUUUUAAGCAGGGGUGUGUGAGCGCCGAACAAGAGAUUUGACACGAGAGUGAUGGGAGCAGACAGAGGAGCGAAGGAGAUUACUGCCACAGCCGAGUGGAGCAUCAGCAUCGAGCCACUGCAUGAACACUGAGGAGCCGAUCCGCCUCAGAAGCAGGAUCUCUCUUUCUCUCUUUUACACACUGAUGAACACACCUGAAAACUGCAGAGGACCUCAGGACAUUAGGGGAAUAAUCUGACUGCCCGGACAACUUUGUUUGUAAAAAUAAACAGCGCUUUUCUUCAGCCCACCUUGUGUCAGUGCACUUAAACAUUGUGCAGCACUGGCAUAAACGGUCUUUCUUUUAAUGCUAAACUAUCAUUAAUUACUAUUAAACUAUUUUAGUCGGAGGGCGGGCUUGCCCGUGAUCGACAUAGAUUUGAUGAAGAAUGUGUCAUCUGUGCGUGCAAGAGUAUAUCUGUCAGCCACUCUGACUUUUUCUGGACAUUGCUGAAGCCUUUGGACUCAAUUCAGCUGGAUUUAGCAGCUGCGAUAGGGUCCUGGUCCUAAUUUACUGGAAGAGUUGUUGUUUUUUUACCUCAAUCCAGCAUGCGACCCAUCCCAUCAAGAUUUAGCUAUCUGUAAGUACUUUGAUUCUUAACGGGCACGCUGUUAACUCUUCUCCCGUACAAGUAACUUACUGCGUGUUAUUCUUCUUCUUUGCAGGUUAUUAGCCGUAUAUGUAUUCUGCUACAAUGCUCAGGUAACCAACCAGUCCCCGCCUAAUUUCACGCAGCAUGUAAGCGAGCAGAGUAAAGGGACGGACCGCGUGAGUCGCAGGUUGAUCCGUACCUACCAGCUAUACAGCCGGACCAGCGGCAAGCACGUCCAGGUCCUGCCCAACAAGAAGAUCAACGCCAUGGCCGAGGAUGGAGACGUGCACGCUAAACUCAUUGUGGAAACGGACACAUUUGGGAGCCGAGUACGCAUUAAGGGGGCUGAGACAGGCCUCUACAUCUGCAUGAACAAGAGGGGGAAGCUCAUCGGCAAGGAAAAUGGCCAUGGCCGUGACUGUAUCUUCACUGAGAUUGUUCUGGAGAAUAACUACACAGCGCUGAGAAAUGGCAACUAUGAGGGAUGGUAUAUGGCCUUCACCCGCCGCGGGCGGCCACGGAAGGGCUCACGAACGCGCCAGCACCAGCGUGAAGUACAUUUCAUGAAAAGGUUGCCAAAGGGGCAGCAGCCUGCUCACCCAAGCUAUCAACGGCCUUUUGACUUCAUCCACUACUCAUUCAGUCAAAGGACUAAACGUACGCGAUACUCAUUAGAGGAGUAAGGUUGAAAAGACAAAAGGGGAAAAACUGACUGAAUAAGCAGUAGCCAACAAAGUCCUCUGCUCUCCACAAAAAAACUCUGGAUACAUGUUUUUAUAGUGAGCAUUACUUUAUCUUAAUUUGUAGUUUGUUUGAUAUUUUUGUCAAAGUAAAAAAAAAGCUGUACAAUGGGAAAAAAAUUGAAAUCUAUUUUUGUACUUCACACUUUUGAUACUGACCUGGGUUAAGUUUUUUUUAGAUGCACAUAACUCAUGUGACUUAUUGGGGAUGUCUGUUUGUAUAGUGUUGUUUUUGUUGUUAUAACCAGUGGAGUCAUUUAUUGGACUCUUGCCUACUGCUCAAGGCGACUUAAAGUGCCCUGAUUGACCGCAAUGCCAGGGAACACUGCAUUCAGAAACAAAACUGCCACAUACGCAUCAGGGAACGCAAGGGUCAGUAAACAUUGCUUAAGAGCAUUGUGAUAACACUGGAGUGAUGAAGCUGUUUGUUAGAUGCUGCAUCCUGAUUAAACUCAUUCUAUAUCAUGCUCACAAAGCUCAAUGAGACAGAGCUUUAACAACGUCAGAUGGAACAAUGUGGCAGCUACAUUCAAUAACCACAGGUUGGCUGUUCUGACUGUAAAGGUAUACAAAUGUAAACAUAGAAACAUUUAAGUAUUAGGAACCUUUCAAUUAUCCCUUAUCCAAAUCUGUAGCCCCUUGAAUGUUUUUAUACUUUUAUAAAUAUAUUUUUAUUUGAGGAUAUGUAAAAUUAUUUUAAGGAUGGAAUAUUUAUUUAAAUUGUGAAAUAAAUAUACAUUGACAUACUGAACACUUUUUGGUACAUACUUGCUCUGGAACCACCCAUGAAAGUAACAAGUGUGCUGACCAGCCUUACACUCUGUGCAUACUGUACAUACAGCCAUAUGCAAAUGCAAUUUAGCAUAGUGUUUAUGUGAUACAACCUAUUCUGAGCCAUGCAAGAUUCUUUAUGGGAAGUGUGAAAACAAAUUUUUUCAUGCUCUCAGAUGAAUAAUUUUUGUGCAAAAAACAGUAUGAACUAACAUUUUUAAUAUUUUACGUGUAAAGACUAAACAUUUCUACCAGUAAAUAAACUGUUCUCAGUCUAAAUGGGCUGCUUGCACCUCAUACAUGAUAAAUGCUAUGGUAUGCUAAUUUGUGUGCAUACAUGAUAUACUAAUUAUUAAAUGGAGUGAAUGGUUUAUUAUUUUGAGCGCACAAAUUGUUGAUUUUCUACCAACCCUACAUUCCUACACAAACUUCUCUAUUGGUUUUUCAGAAUAUUCUCAUUUAUUUGAAAAUGUCUUGGAAAACUACAAAGGGGGAA
Molecule: messenger RNA, 2705 nt
Organism: Platichthys flesus (European flounder)
Lineage: Eukaryota; Metazoa; Chordata; Actinopteri; Pleuronectiformes; Pleuronectidae
Gene: fgf8a
Product: fibroblast growth factor 8a
Exons: 4
Coding region: 965-1381 (138 amino acids)
Biological process (GO): limb morphogenesis; heart morphogenesis; positive regulation of cell population proliferation
Cellular component (GO): cytoplasm
Molecular function (GO): growth factor activity; type 1 fibroblast growth factor receptor binding; type 2 fibroblast growth factor receptor binding
Source: RefSeq, a predicted model, not a curated record